This is a messenger RNA of Rhizopus microsporus ATCC 52813, 753 nucleotides long. RefSeq names its product thiamine pyrophosphokinase 1-like protein. Gene Ontology annotation, molecular function: thiamine diphosphokinase activity; ATP binding; thiamine binding. The record is from RefSeq and is a predicted model, not a curated record. NCBI's taxonomy places the organism in Eukaryota, Fungi, Mucoromycota, Mucoromycetes, Mucorales, Rhizopodaceae. The transcript is spliced from 8 exons. Gene Ontology annotation, biological process: thiamine metabolic process; thiamine diphosphate biosynthetic process. Bases 1 to 753 code for a protein of 250 amino acids.
AUGACAACUCAUUGGCAUCUUUCCAGUAUUUUAUCAACAGAACAAAACAAUAACAACAAGUUUUGUUUAAUCGUGUUAAACCAGCCCAUUGUUCAAAUCGACACAUUUCAACGACUUUGGCACAAUGCAUCUCUUAGAUUUCUCGCAGAUGGAGGAUCAAAUAGGCUUUAUGACGCGUUCAAGCAUGAUAAACAACUCCUAGAGCAAUACAUUCCCGACGAGAUUAGAGGUGAUUUGGAUUCUAUUCGACCUGACGUCAGAGAGUUUUAUGAGUCCAAAAAUGUCAAGAUUACUAAGAUUCAUGAACAAGACUCGACUGACUUUAUGAAGUGUGUUUAUCUUUUACAAGAAAAAGAACAAGAACGAGAUGAAAUAUAUGACAUUGUAGCAACGCCCGCACUUGGCGGAAGAUUUGAUCAAACCAUGUCAAGUAUCCAUGUACUCUAUCUGUUGAAAGACCAAAUCAAGAGAAAAGUAAUACUAGUGAGCGAUGAAAACAUGACUGUCUUAUUAGACAAGGGCACACAUCAUAUACAUUGUCGGCUGGAUCUGGAAGGCCCUACAUGCGGAGUUAUGCCAAUCGGAGCACCAGCUGUUAUUAGUUCAAAAGGCCUAAAAUGGGAUAUGAACAGCCUUGCAUGCCAUUUUGGAGGUAUUCUCAGUACCUGUAAUGUGCUCAACAGCGAUCUGAUCGAAAUUCAUACUGAUUCUCCUGUCGUCUGGACGGUGGAAAUUAAACAAUCUGUUCAAUAA